AGGAAUCCAAUCAGAAAACACAGUUCAGCCGUGUCCUCACGGCUAACAACAAAAAAAGAAACAAGGAAAAGUCCCAAUUUAGGGCUCCUAAAACCUAAUUAAAUUUAGUUAGGUCAAUAGUUUACAGUGUUCGUGGUAUUUUAAGCCCAAACGCUAAUCCAAGAUGGCGGACAAAAACAACUUGCUGCUGUUCUUCGACCGCCCCACGGAGCCCUGCUUCAUGCAGAAGGGCGACGACAAGACCGUCUUCCAGAUCCCGGACAACUUCUACCCAGAAAAGUACAAGAAGGUGGGCAACCAGCUGGCCGACCGGUUCGGCACGGACGCGGGCCGCAUGGUCCCUGUCCGCAACAUCGCGCUGCCGGACCUCAGCCUGCCGCAGCAGCUGCCGUACCACAACCAGUUCUCGCUGUUUGUGCCGAAACACAGACGGAUGGCUGCCAAGCUGAUUGAUAUUUUUAUGGGAAUGCGUGACGUGGAGGACCUGCAGUCCGUCUGCAGCUACUGCCAGCUCCGCAUCAACCCCUACAUGUUCAACUACUGUCUGUCAGUCGCCAUGCUGCACAGACCAGACACGAAGGGCCUGUCGCCGCCGACGCUGGUGGAGACGUUCCCCGACAAGUUCAUGGACCCCAAGGUGUUCCGCCGCGCGCGCGAGACCUCCACCACCGCGCCCGCUGGGGAUAGGAUGCCAGUCCUAAUCCCGGUCAACUACACGGCCUCCGACGCUGAACCGGAACAACGCAUCGCGUACUUCCGCGAAGACAUCGGCAUCAACCUGCACCACUGGCACUGGCACCUGGUGUACCCCUUCGAGGCGGCCGACCGCGCCGUGGUGGACAAGGACAGGCGCGGCGAGCUGCUGUACUACAUGCACCAGCAGAUCAUCGCCAGAUACAAUGCAGAGCGUCUGUGCAACAACCUGGGCUUCGUGACGCGCUACAACGACUUCCGCGGGCCCAUCGCCGAGGGGUACUUCCCCAAGAUGGACUCGCAGGUCGCCAGCAGGGCCUGGCCUCCUAGGUUCUCCGGCACCACAAUCCGCGACCUGGACCGCCCUGUGGACCAAAUCCGCUCCGACGUCUCCGAGAUGGAGACCUGGAGGGACCGCUUCAUCCAGGCCAUUGACAGCGGCACUAUUGUUCUGCCCAACGGCCGCACCCAACGCCUCGACGAGGAGACUGGCAUCGAUGUGCUCGCCAACCUCAUGGAGUCGUCCAUCAUCAGCCGCAACCGCGCCUACUACGGGGACCUGCACAACAUGGGGCACGUGUUCAUCUCCUACGCUCAUGACCCCGACCACCGGCACUUGGAACAAUUCGGCGUGAUGGGAGACCCGGCCACGGCCAUGAGGGACCCGAUCUUCUACCGCUGGCACGCGUACGUCGACGACAUCUUCCAGAGAUACAAGGCCACACUACCUGCCUACACCAGGGAGAGACUGGACUUCCCAGGCAUCCGCGUCUCCUCCAUCGCCAUCUCGGGCCGCACUCCGAACCAGUUCUCGACGCAGUGGGAGCAGAGUUCCGUGAACCUGGCGCGCGGGCUGGACUUCAUGCCGCGCGGCGCCGUGCUGGCGCGGUUUACUCAUCUGCAGCAUGAUGAGUUUGAGUACACCAUCGAGUGUGACAACACAACUGGCCAAGCAGCCAUGGGUACCGUCCGCAUAUUCCUGGCGCCCACCACCGACCAGGCCGGCAACGCACUCAACUUCGAGGAGCAGAGGCGACUCAUGAUCGAGCUGGACAAGUUUACUCAGGGAUUACGCCCCGGCAGCAACACCAUCCGCCGUCGCAGCAUCGACUCCUCAGUCACCAUCCCCUACGAGCGCACAUUCCGGGACGAGUCCCAACGCCCCGGAGACGCUGGCUCGGCUCAGUCAGCAGACUUCGACUUCUGUGGCUGCGGCUGGCCUCACCACAUGCUGAUACCGAAGGGGACUCAGCAGGGAUGGAACUGUGUGCUCUUCUGCAUGAUUACCAACUGGAAUGAGGAUCGGGUGGAGCAAGACACGGUGGGCACCUGCAACGACGCGGCCUCCUACUGCGGUAUCCGGGACCGCCGCUACCCGGACCGCAAGCCCAUGGGAUUCCCAUUCGAUAGACCAGCGCCAUCUACCGGCAGUUUGGGAGACUUCUUGACGCCCAACAUGACCGUGCAGAACUGCAGCAUCAGGUUUACUGAUGCGGUCAGGCAGCGCCAGCAGCGGUAGAGUGGAAGAGAUGGAGACAUGGUUCAUACGUUACGAGAGCUCUAGCUAAACUUAAACACACAAUGAAAGCUGACUGUAAAUUUGUAGUACUCCUGUAGAUUUUACCUUCAAAAUGAGAGAGAAACCUACCAUUAUUAUUUAGGCACUAUAAUCAUUAUAAUCUUGGAAUUCAUGUUUAACGACAUCGAAUAAGAUUAGUGCCGGUCAAAGGUAUAUGAGAUUUUUCGUUUCCUGAAUUAAAAAUCCUGUAACGUCAUAAAAUUAAGUAUGAACCAUGAUUUGCUUAAAAUUAUUAUAGUUUCAGGUGCCUGCGUCCACCUCAAUGUUAUUUUUUAAAUGUUCCCUCUCUCUAUUUAAACUGUGUACUUAAUUAUUUACUAAAAUAUCCGAGGAAGGUGUUGGUACCUGAAAUAUCGACUUUUGGCUAUGAUACACGGAUUUGAUUAUGUCAUUUAAUAUUUUACUUUACAUAAUUUAAUAUUCACUUCUAAUAAAAUUAAAACCUAUACUAUUGCAUGUUAGUUAUUAAAGUAAAUAAAAAGGGUCUAACUUAAGAAUUCUUAGCUGUAACUCUGUAAAUAUCUACUAUGUAAAUAUUACAAUUUAAAAGACUGAAUAAACUAAAGCCUUUCACCAA
This is a messenger RNA of Plutella xylostella (diamondback moth), 2849 nucleotides long. RefSeq names its product phenoloxidase subunit 1 (gene PPO1). Lineage: Eukaryota; Metazoa; Arthropoda; Insecta; Lepidoptera; Plutellidae. The record is from RefSeq and is a predicted model, not a curated record. Gene Ontology annotation, molecular function: oxidoreductase activity.